Ostreobium quekettii is the source of this 1605-nucleotide messenger RNA. The record is from the annotation of a GenBank genome assembly. NCBI's taxonomy places the organism in Eukaryota, Viridiplantae, Chlorophyta, Ulvophyceae, Bryopsidales, Ostreobiaceae.
AUGCCCGGGGUGGGUGUCAUAUCCAUGGACAACUACAACGACGCCAGCAAAGUUGUGGAUGACAACUUUGAUGAUCCACGAUUGACCGACUACGACCUCCUGUUGGAGAAUAUGCAGCAAUUGAGAAGUGGCAAGACAGCCCAGGUGCCCAUCUAUGACUUCAAGGAAAGCAAGCGUGUUGGCUACAUGGAAGUUGAGGUGCCAACAUCCCGGAUCGUGAUAGUUGAAGGCAUUUAUGCGCUGAGUGAGCGGCUUCGGGGGCACCUCGACCUCAGGGUUUCAAUCACUGGAGGUGUCCACUUCGACCUGAUCAAGAGGGUCCUGAGAGACUUGGAUAGGUCAGGGCAGGCCCCAGAGGAAAUUAUCCAACAGAUUUCAGACACUGUAUACCCAAUGUACAAGGCUUUCAUUGAGCCUGACCUUGAGACGGCACAUUUGAAGAUCCACAACACAUUCAACCCCUUCUCAGGAUUCAUGAAUGCGACAUACAUCCUCAAAUCUGACAAGCCGAUUACCAUCGAGCAGUCGCAUAUGGUGCUGAAGGGUGCCAUCAAACGGAGCCCAGAAUCGGAACUUGUGGACAUAUAUCUCCUGCCCCCAGGUGAAGACCCUGACACCUGCAGCAGCUGGCUGAGGAUGCGAAACCGAGAUGGGCGGUACAGUCUCCUGUUUGAGGAAUGGGUGACGGAUGGACCUUACCUUAUAUCUCCCAGAAUAUCCUUUGAGGUCAGUGUCAAGGUCCUUGGUGGACUGAUGGCGCUUGGCUAUGAAAUCGGUACGCUCAUGAAACGAAAGACUGUGAGCCACUCUGAUGACGACAUCACAGUCAAACUUGACACCAUUGAAAAACUGGGAACCUUCGUCCAAGUGCAGGGCAAGGAUAGGGCGAAGGUUGCCCAAGCUGGCAGGGACCUUGGCUUGGAAGGAAGCUACAUCGCCAGGUCAUACAUUGAACAGGUUCAACUUGAAAAGCUGACAUCUGAAUUGAGGGAUGCAGUCAACUUGCGCGAACACCUGGGAGACCAUUUGUUCUCUGGGAGCCCAGUACUUUUGCAGGAGUUCCCAGCAUCGCUGCCCGCAAGGCUCAGAACAACUUUCUCGACACCCCCAGUGGCAAUCGAGAGAACAACAUCUUUGGAUCCUUCCUGCAUGGCUGGGGGCACCUCGAGGCUGUCGUCAGGCACAGGGGACGGGCUCUUGAGCCAGAGGAUAAGGGCCAGCCCUGAAGUGACGGACGGCUACCCUCACAAUGGCGUGCAUCCCUCACCCUGGCCCAGUGGGUCCCUGAGCACGAAAGAUGAGUUGGUGCACAUCAUGCGCCAAGUCUCGGACCGCCUCAACACGAUCGCCGAGAGCGUGUCCGCCCCGGGCCCCAGCGGCAUGGCAACCCAGGUGGAGAUGCUGCAGCGCGAGUGCAGCCAAAUGCGUCAGUCUGUCGCCUGCCUGUCCAAGGCAGUGGACAGCCUGUCAAAGCAGGUGGAGUCCCUCAACGGUGGCCUCCAUUACGACCCACCAUUCCCCAGCUUCGGCUACAUCUUGCCGCCGUUGCUGGGUGUCGCGGGCUUUGGCGUGUUGCUUGGGUGGGUGGCGCUGAAGAGCGGGUGA